UGGAUACACUUACAUCAUUUUUUCUUAUUCAACAAAAUAAAAAUAUAUUUAUUAUCAAGACUGAAAAUUGGAAUCGACGGCGAUAUCGAAAUCUAAACGACGAGGUUGCUUCCCACCGACGACGUCUCUUUUUUCCGUUCCAACUCCGUCCCUUAAAUUUUAAUCGAGGAACAUGAUGAGGCUGAAGACAUAUGCUGGUCUUAGUUUGAUUGCAACUCUGGCUAUUGCAUACCAUGCAUUUAAUAGUAGAGGCCAGUUUUAUCCGGCAAUGGUGUAUCUUUCAACUUCCAAGAUCAGUUUGGUGCUUCUUCUCAACAUGGGUUUGGUUAUUAUGUGUGUUCUGUGGCAACUAACCAAAAAAAUAUUUUUGGGUUCACUUCGAGAGGCGGAGGUCGAGAGGCUUAAUGAGCAAUCGUGGAGGGAGGUUAUGGAGAUCCUCUUUGCGAUUACUAUUUUUAGGCAGGACUUUUCGGUUACAUUCCUUGCGAUGGUCACUGCACUGUUGUUGAUUAAGGCUUUGCAUUGGUUGGCUCAAAAGAGAGUAGAGUAUAUUGAGACCACUCCUUCGGUGACCACAUUGUCCCAUAUUCGAAUUGUAUCUUUUAUGGGUUUUCUUCUUCUUCUAGAUAGCAUUUUCUUAUACAGUUCUGUGAAGCAUUUGAUAGAAACGUGGCAGGCUUCAGUUUCACUAUUCUUUGCUUUUGAGUACAUGAUACUGGCAACAACAACAGUGUCAAUUUUCGUAAAAUAUGUUUUCUUUGUCAGUGACAUGCUUAUGGAGGGACAGUGGGAAAAAAAACCAGUCUUCACAUUUUACCUGGAACUUAUUAGGGACUUGCUGCACUUGUCCAUGUAUCUGUGCUUCUUCUUUGUUAUUUUUGUAAACUACGGUAUUCCCUUGCACCUAAUACGGGAGCUGUACGAGACAUUUAGGAACUUCAAAGUUCGCAUUGCAGAUUACAUUAGAUAUCGUAAGAUCACUUCAAAUAUGAAUGAUCGCUUUCCUGAUGCAACCCCUGAAGAGCUAAUUGCUAGUGAUGCAACCUGUAUUAUCUGUCGUGAAGAGAUGACUACAGCAAAGAAACUGAUAUGUGGUCACCUUUUUCAUGUCCAUUGCCUCCGAUCAUGGCUGGAGAGACAGCAUAGGUGCCCUACCUGCAGAGCCUUUGUUAUACCCCAAGAAAACGGAACGAAUGUUGCUGGAGGGCCGCAAGGAUCGCAAUCAGAUAGUCAUCGACAGGGUACUGGAAGCACAGGUCAAACUGAUCUUGCCAGUGGGGCGGCAACUGAUAGUUUGAGUCGGCAUCAAGCUAGACUCCAAGCAGCUGCUGCUGCAGCUUCAACAUAUGAGAAGUCUUAUGUUUAUCCCUCUGCAACUUCUUUUGUACGAUCUCCUGAGUACACUAUCUAUCCCCCAGUUGCUGAAUCUACUAAGGUUGAUCUUAAUGGAGAACAAGCUUCCAGUCAACAAGCUCAGAAGCAGUUUCAUAUCCCUGGUGGCCCAACAAAUGUACCUUUUCCUCCAAUGGGACACUUCCAUUUUCUUCCUUCCCAUCCACAUGCUGCCCCUUUGAAUUAUGGAGUUGGGUUGGGAAAUGAUCCAAAUAUCUCAAACUUUCAAAUGGAAGCUCAUAAAAAAGUUUUACAACAACAGAUUGAGAUUCUGCAAAAUCAGCUCCAGAAUCUGCAGAGCACCAAGGGUGACAGAAAUGUAGAUGAAGGCACACCAUCAUCAGAAAGCAGAGGCAAGCUUAGCACUUCCUAGUCAUCUGUUUCUGGUCACUAUUACCAUAAGGAGAUUAAAGGUAGCGAAUGUCUGGUUUAUACCAGGAGAAUCCCAAAUGUAGAUAUAGAAAGAGGAAAAUAGGGAAAUAACAGUAUUGCUCUAAUGUGACAUUUGUUCUUUUGGAUGCUGAUAUUGUAAAUGAAUAGUGCCCCUUAAAAUUGAUUUCUCUGGCUUUUUUAGAUGUGGAAUGAGAAAAAUUGCUGACCAGUUUGUCAUAAAUA
This is a messenger RNA of Cicer arietinum (chickpea), 2007 nucleotides long. Its product is annotated as ERAD-associated E3 ubiquitin-protein ligase HRD1A. Gene Ontology annotation, biological process: ERAD pathway; proteasome-mediated ubiquitin-dependent protein catabolic process. Lineage: Eukaryota; Viridiplantae; Streptophyta; Magnoliopsida; Fabales; Fabaceae. Gene Ontology annotation, molecular function: ubiquitin protein ligase activity. Gene Ontology annotation, cellular component: endomembrane system. The record is from RefSeq and is a predicted model, not a curated record.